This is a messenger RNA of Photinus pyralis (common eastern firefly), 1141 nucleotides long. Its product is annotated as 15-hydroxyprostaglandin dehydrogenase [NAD(+)]-like. Gene Ontology annotation, molecular function: oxidoreductase activity, acting on the CH-OH group of donors, NAD or NADP as acceptor. The transcript is spliced from 5 exons. Gene Ontology annotation, cellular component: cytoplasm. The record is from RefSeq and is a predicted model, not a curated record. Lineage: Eukaryota; Metazoa; Arthropoda; Insecta; Coleoptera; Lampyridae. Bases 140 to 949 code for a protein of 269 amino acids.
GGUUCAAUCAAUACGUCUGCACCACACAGUGCUACACUGAACGCAUGUCGUGAUACAAAUAAGAAGGAAUUUUAUUAAGCCAUUAUCUUAAUUGCGCUUAAUUCGGUUGUAGUUAAGUUGGAUACAGUAGUCAAGUGCAAUGUUUGAUGUUUAUGGGAAGGUUGCUCUUGUAACAGGCGGAGCUUCAGGGCUUGGAUUUUUGUACGUGAAGGAACUGCUGCGAAAUGGCAUUAAGGGUGUUACAAUUGCGGACACGAACGACGUAUUUGGAGAGCGAGCAAUUGAGGAGAUUAAAAACGAAUAUGGGGACGAGAAGGCGAUAUUUGUGAAUGUCGACGUGUCGGAUAAGUACCAGCUUGAAGAAGCUUUCAAAUCUACAAUACAAGUCUUUGAAAAUAUUGAUAUUGUCAUUAACAACGCUGGCAUUCUCAACGAUGCGAAUUGGGAAAAAGAGAUCCAGGUCAACUUGAACGGGACAGUAAAUGGGACUCUUCUAGCUUUUGACCACUAUAUUGCAACAUACAAGAGUGGCGCGGAAGGUGCAAUUAUCAACAUUUCAUCUAUUGGCGGAUUGGAUGCAUUUGCCACUGCACCAAUUUACACCGCAUCAAAGUUUGGCAUUGUGGGACUAGGGCAGGCUUAUGGUUCGAAGUUACACUACGAAAGGAACAACAUUAAAGUCGUGACAGUUUGUCCAGGUUUUACACUGGCGUCGUUAAGCGACGUUGUUAAUCACGACAGCUUGUUGGGCACUGCUUAUAGCAAAAUUAUGCAUAAAGAGUACGAUUCUAUUCCCGUUCAAUCACCGACUUUCUUAGCAAAAUCCGUCAUUAGCAUUAUUCAACAAAGCGAACCUGGUUCCGUAUGGGUAGUUGAAGGUGAAGAAUCACCUUACGAAGUUGAGUUCCCGAAUCGACUUCUGCGCAAGAAGAAGAAACAAAACCUUUGAUAACACUAACUGAAAGUUUCAAAAUAUUUUAGCAAAUUGAUAAUAAACAUAACCGCAUCUGAUUAUAGCAACUUAUAUCUUCCUAUUUUGUAAUGUUAUUUGUUAUGUUUUUGCUUGUUUGUAAUUCAUCUGAUAUGAAUUGGAACACGUUUUUGAAUAAAAAUUAUGGCCAUCUAUUCAGCGGACCUACAA